AUGUUAGUGUCGCAGGUGGAGAUAUUUCUCAGUAUCGUAAAUGAAGAGAUAUCACGGUGCCGUAGGUGGAGCCAUAAUCGGAGCAUUGCCGCUAGUUCUUAUCUCGGAGUCAUCGGUAGGUCAUAUCUAGGUAUCAUAUGUUGCUGUCCUAGCGGAGCCAGUGCCGUCGGUGAAGCCAUAUCGCAGUGUUGUAGGUUGAGCAAUAUGCUGUUUUCGUCUGUGGAGCCAUAUCUGGGUGUCGUCGCUGGAGCCAUAUCUCAUUAUUGUCGUUGUCCACUUCACAUCUAUGUGGUGCCGCUGGAGACAUAUAUCAGUGUUAUCUGUGAAGCUAUAUCUCAGUGUCGUCGGUGGAGCCAAUUCUCAGUGCCGUCACUGGAGCCAUAUCUUGGUGCCAUCGGUAGUUCAUAUUCCGGUGUUGUCGGCAGUCCAUAUCUAGAUGGUGCAUUUGGAGCCAUAUAUUGCUUUAUUUCUUUGAAGGCGGUGGACCCAUCUUUCUUUGGCUUCUCUGGAUCCAUAACUCGUCGUUACAGUCAUAUGUCAUUGUCGUCGGUAGAAUCAUAUCUAGGCGUCCUCUCUGGAACCAUGUCUCUUCGGAGUUACAUACUGGCUUUGUUGGUAGAGACAUAUCUCUUAGAGCCAUAUAUCGGUGUUGUCUCUUGUAGCAUACCUACGUCUCGUCGGUGGAGCCAUUUCUGUGUGACAUAUCUAUGA
Messenger RNA from Acanthosepion pharaonis, 711 nucleotides. Lineage: Eukaryota; Metazoa; Mollusca; Cephalopoda; Sepiida; Sepiidae. The record is from the annotation of a GenBank genome assembly.